AAUGAAACGUUUUAUAUCAAGUUAUAUGUAGGUUGUAGACAAUAAGCUAUAAGCAAUAGUACAAUUAUAUUAUUAAAUAAAAGAAGUAGAGAAUUUCAUACAAAAUAAGAGAUUAAAAAUAGUACGAUUGAAAAGAAUAGGGAAUCUGAAGCUAGAUGUGAAUUAAAAAAAGAAAAAAGAAAAAAAAAAUGAAAGAGAUUAAUCUUGGAAUUUCACAACAAACCUUGGUCUCCAAUGAUGAUCAAAGUGUGCCAGCUAAAAGAUUGCUUCAAUAUGUUGCAAGUUUGGCAGCAAAUCUUGGAGCCUUAGCAGCUGGAAUGUCAUUAGCAUGGACCUCCUCUGCUGGUGAUGGUGGAAGAGACUUGCAAUCUUUAUAUGGUGUACCUAUUUCUCCAGAAGAAUUUUCAUGGAUUAGCUCAAUAAAUGCAAUAGGUUCAGCAGUAAUAUGUAUUCCUAUUGGAAUUCUUGCUGACACAAUAGGAAGAAAAUUUUCAAUGCUUUUGAUGGUGAUACCUUUUACCUUAGGCUGGUUACUUCUAAUUUUUGCCAACAAUCUAAUCAUGUUUUAUGCUGGUAGAUUCAUUACUGGUCUCAGUGGUCCAGCUUUUUCUGCGGUAGCACCAAUAUACACAGCAGAGAUAGUUGAGAAUGAAAUUCGUGGAACUGUUGGAUCUUACUUUCAAUUACUUCUCACUAUAGGCAUUCUUUUAUCAUAUGUUUUGGGAACUUUUGUUGAUAUGCGUGUACUGUCAAUUAUAUCUGGUAUUAUACCAGUUAUAUUUUUUGGGGUUUUUAUGUUUAUGCCAGAAUCACCAGUCUACUAUUUAAAAAAAGGCGAUGAAGAUUCUGCUAAGAAAAGUUUAACUAGAUUGCGCGGUAUUCAGUACAAUAUCGAAAAUGAGUUACAAAAUCAAAAACAUGCAUUGGAAGAAUGCAAUCAAAAUACAACCUCUUUUUGGACUUUAAUCAAAUCUAAAGCAGCUUUAAAAGGCUUUAUAAUUGCUUAUGGUCUUAUGUUUUUUCAACAAUUAUGUGGUGUAAAUGUUGUUAUAUUUUAUACUAACACAAUUUUUGAAAAAGUUGGCAGUGAUUUAGACCCUCAUUAUUCAACUAUUAUAAUAGGUGCAAUGCAAGUAUUAGCUGUCUUUGUGAGCACAUUAAUUGUAGACCGUAUAGGCAGAAAAAUAUUACUAUUAGCAUCUAUAAUAUUUUUGGCUUUAACAACUUGCGCCCUUGGAGUUUUUUUCUACCUUCUUGAAAACCAGGGAACUUCAAUUACAUGGUUACCUCUAACGUCUCUAUGUAUUUUUAUUAUUAUGUUUAAUAUGGGUUUUGGUCCAGUUCCAUGGUUAAUGAUGGGUGAAAUUUUUGCACCAGAAAUUAAGGGUGUAGCUGUAAGUAGUGCUUGCCUUUUAAAUUCGGUAUUAGUUUUUAUUGUAACUAAAUUUUUCAUUAACGUUUCCAUGGCAAUUGGUAUUGGUGAAACAUUUUGGUUAUUUGCCGUAAUUUGUGUUAUCGGAACUUCCUUUGUGUAUUUAUUAGUUCCUGAAACAAAAGGAAAGUCUUUGGAAGAAAUCCAAAAAGAAUUGAAUGGCUCCUAAAUAAUGUUAUUAUUUAAAAAUUGUUUGUCUACAAUGCUCCACUGAUGGUGCGUUUAAUAUUAUUUCAAAUUACAAGUUAUUAGUUUAUGUAAAAGCACAAUAAAAAAAAGUAUUAAAAAGCUGUAGAAUAAAAUAUUGUAACAAAAUAAAUAUGUAUACACCACCUAUAAAACAAUUUAUAAUAAACAAUUCAAAUAUAAACAUUUUGCAAACGAUUUAAGAUUACUUUAUUUGAAUAUGAAUUUUGAAAUAAAUUCAAGUAUACAACAGACUGUGUUCCAAUAUUUUAAGCUUAAGACUUCUGAAUACAUUUUAAUUGGCAUUGUAUAAAUACAGUUUUUGCAUGAAUUCUAUUUUGAGAAAGACCGGUUUUGUAACCUAUUUUUAUCUUAUAUAUUUUAAAUGUGUAAAAUCCAAACAUAGCAGACUUAAGGCAAGAAGAUCGCUGUUUUAAAAGUUAUGCGCAUCGAAAAUUUAUGUCAUUCAGCAAAAAUUAUCAGACGACAUAAAAGAAAGUUGUAAACUCGGUGUAAACCUGUGAAUGAAGUUCAAUCCAUUACGGUAGCAUAACAAUAAUUUGUAUGUACAUACAUGUAUGUAUCUAUAUGUAAAUUCGCAUGAUGUUUCAAAAUACAUAAUAGCGUUAGUAAUUAUCCAAACCUAAUUAUGGUCGUGUAUAUAUUACUUCUCUGAGAUAAGCUUUUGUUGAUCAGGCAAACAAAAAAUAUGACAAGCUGUUAUAAAUUUGUUUUUUACAACUGUAUAUGAACAAUGUAUAUAUACAAAGUACAUUCGAAUGUCUCCAAAUUGUAAAAAGAUGAAAUUCUCAGGCCUCAAACAGAAGGUACAAAUCUUAAGAAUGUAUGAAUAAAAUUAGAAAAAGAUCCGACUACGUACGCAGGAUUGAUAGCACAACAAGAGCAAUCUACAUAUCGCUUACGCAAGUUACAGAAGUAUUCGAAAGCGUAUUCCAUAAUGAAUAGUAUGAUGAAUAGUAAUUCUUAAACAUGGCUUAAACAAAGAGGUCAGAAACCAGUAAGUGAAAGCGUUAAUUGAUAGUGAAAUUACAUCAAGAAGGAAAAUUUCAUCAAGAAAUUACUAAUCUCCUAAAUAGAGCAAAUUGCUCUAUUAUACAUUAUGUAAUUAACUCUUAAGCAUUUUAAUUGAAUAAUGAAUUGGAAAACAGAAAGCGUUUUACGUUAUCAGUUGGAAAAAGCCUAAACACUUCAAGCGCAACGAGAAGUCUAAUCUCUAAUGUUUGUUGUCUGAUAUAUAAUAAUAUAUCCUCACUAUUAACUGACAAA
Bombus pyrosoma is the source of this 2905-nucleotide messenger RNA. RefSeq names its product facilitated trehalose transporter Tret1-like. Gene Ontology annotation, biological process: transmembrane transport; carbohydrate transport. Bases 189 to 1601 code for a protein of 470 amino acids. The record is from RefSeq and is a predicted model, not a curated record. Lineage: Eukaryota; Metazoa; Arthropoda; Insecta; Hymenoptera; Apidae. Gene Ontology annotation, molecular function: sugar transmembrane transporter activity. The transcript is spliced from 2 exons. Gene Ontology annotation, cellular component: membrane.